This is a messenger RNA of Suillus subalutaceus, 480 nucleotides long. RefSeq lists its product as uncharacterized. NCBI's taxonomy places the organism in Eukaryota, Fungi, Basidiomycota, Agaricomycetes, Boletales, Suillaceae. The transcript has 2 exons. The record is from RefSeq and is a predicted model, not a curated record. The annotation marks the transcript as partial.
AGCCCCUGGAAUGACAAAGUCAUUGGCUUGCUCCUUGGAGAAUUGCAGAGGAGAAGUGACCAAGAGAAUUGGCCAUUCCAAAGGUCAGAGGCAUAUUUCAGGGAAGUUCUUCAAGACCGCUACAAGCGCCUGCGUACAGUCUGGACAGCCGCACAACCCAAGGUUACACCAAAGGGCGGAUUGGAAACUCCUGCAGAGGUGGAACAGAGGCUGAUCAUGAAGAAGGAUGAGUUAUUGAAAAUGACUCAUCAGACAACGCAUCAGAGAAAUGCUGACAAGAACCAGGAAGACCUUCCAGCCUGGCAGUGGCUCCAGCGACUAGUGAAGACGUUAGGAGAGAGCGGAAUGAGUUCGGAGGAGAGUGAUGUCAAAAAUGAUAUUGAAACAGUUCUUCAUGUCAAGAACAUGACUUGGCGCUGUGCGAUCGAACAGGAAUUGGAUAUCAUCGAUCACCAAAGAAUCAUGGAUGAUGAUAUUUUU